AUGUUGAACUUAAAACAUGAUGAACAGCAGCAGCCACAACAAAAACAAAGAAAACUAGAAAAAGUUUAUCGUGGAUUGAGGGUUACUGAUGCUGAAAUUGAAGAAUUGAAAUUAAAUGUUGGACGAAUUAUAUCAACGAAUGGGUUUUUAUCUGCAACGCCUUCAUCUGCUAUAGCUAAAAUUUAUAUUCAAGAUGAACAAGAAGUAUUAUUCGAUUUAGGUACGAUAUUUCGCGUUUUAAAUGUGACGUAUAGUGAUCAUCGUCGUUUAUGGAUUGUAUCAUUAAUAACAACUGCAGAUGAUGACAAUGACAUACAGAAUAAAUAUAUUACAAAUAGACGAUAUAAUGAAAUGCUUAAAAUUCCCGUUGGCAAAAAUAUUGAUCAGCAACUGCCAUACAUAUUUGUUUCUGUUUUAAAUGAAAUUGGCUUGUAUGAAAAUGCAAUAUCAUUCUAUGAAGAUUCAUUACAAUUUAAUAUUAUAAAUGAUGCAGAACUUAAUCAAAAACUCUAUCAAGAUUUAGGUAUAGCAUAUUUAUAUGUUAAAAAAUAUGAUUUAGCACAAAAAUAUACAAUGAAUGCAUAUGAUUUAGCUUGUGAAAAACAUAAUACAAAUGAUAUAGCAGCUUGUCUAGCACGUCUUGCUAUAGUUCAUAUGAAACAAGGUGAACAUGAUUCUGUUCUUUUCUAUUUUGAACAAGCAAUACAAAAAUCAAUGACUGGUCAAGAUGGACAGGGAUUUUGUGCUUUAUUAAUGUGUCAUUAUCACAUGGGUGAAAUAUACUAUGAUAUCGACAAUUACACAUAUGCAGAUAAACAUUAUCGCCGAGCGUUAAAAAUAUAUGAUAUAAUAAAAGAAAAGCAUUUUAAAAAGGUUUUGAUGCUUUACGAUAAAUUUUCAUCAUUUUCAUUUGAUUCUAAUUUCGGUAUUAUCGAAAUUAAUGAAGAAAUUGGAAAGUUAUUUCAUGAAUUAGGACAAUAUGAUUCGGCUAUUGAAUAUUUUUCAAUUGCACUGAAGUUGGCAAACGAUAAAACGAAUAAAAAUGUAUAUUUAAUUGCACGUUUAUAUAAUGUUAUUGGACGUUGUUAUCAAUAUUAA
Rotaria sp. Silwood2 is the source of this 1098-nucleotide messenger RNA. Lineage: Eukaryota; Metazoa; Rotifera; Eurotatoria; Philodinida; Philodinidae. The record is from the annotation of a GenBank genome assembly.